Molecule: messenger RNA, 2789 nt
Organism: Mesocricetus auratus (golden hamster)
Lineage: Eukaryota; Metazoa; Chordata; Mammalia; Rodentia; Cricetidae
Product: guanylate-binding protein 1-like
Exons: 11
Coding region: 136-1800 (554 amino acids)
Molecular function (GO): GTP binding; GTPase activity
Source: RefSeq, a predicted model, not a curated record
GUUACAGGGAUUUUUAUCUUUUGCUUACUUGGGGAAGUUCAGAAAGUCUCACAUGAUUGCAGGAGGAAAUAAAAGAGAAAAGGGAAAGCCCAUCCAUCUGUGCUGAACAGCAAGAGCAGGGAACAGGGCUACACAAUGGCCUCAGAGGGCAUUAUGCCAGGCCCCAUGUGCCUCAUCGAGAACGUGAAAGGUCAACUGAUAGCCAACCAGGAGGCUCUGGAGAUUCUGUCUGAAAUCAUGCAGCCUGUGGUAGUGGUGUCCAUCGUGGGCCUCUACCGCACAGGCAAGUCCUACCUGAUGAACAAGCUGGCUGGGAAGAGAACAGGCUUCUCUCUGGGUUCCACAGUGCAGUCUCACACCAAGGGGAUCUGGAUGUGGUGUGUGCCUCAUCCCAAGAAGGCAGACCACACCCUAGUUCUUCUUGACACUGAAGGCCUGGGAGAUGUAGAAAAAGGUGACAAUCAGAAUGACUGCUGGAUCUUUGCCCUGGCUAUACUUCUAAGCAGCACUUUUGUGUACAACAGCAUGGGAGCCAUCAACCAGCAGGUCAUGGACCAGCUGCACUAUGUGACAGAGAUGACAGACAGAAUCAGAUUAAGGUCCUCACCUGACCAGGAUAAAGUGAAUGACUCAGAUGAUUUUGCGAGCUUCUUCCCAGACUUCGUGUGGACUCUGAGGGACUUCUCUCUUGAGCUGAAAGUAAAUGGGAAACCCAUUUCUGCAGAUGAAUAUCUAGAGAAUUCGCUGAUGCUUACACAUGGUACUGGCCAAACAGAUGAACAAAAGAAAUUGAGUCUACCUCAGCUUUAUAUCCAUAAAUUCUUCCCAAGGAAGAAAUGCUUUAUCUUUGAGCGGCCAGUAUAUAGUAAGAACAUUGGCGAGCUGGAAUCCUUACAGGAUGAAGACCUUGACUCAGAUUUUUUGAAACAAGUGACAGAGUUCUGUUCCUAUGUGUUCAGCGUUUCCAAGGUUAAAACGCUUUCAGGUGGCAUCAAGGUCAAUGGACCACGACUAAAUAAUUUGGUGGUAACUUAUGUGAACACCAUCAGUAGUGGGAGUCUGCCCUGCAUAGAGAAUGCAGUCCUGGCUUUGUCCCAGACAGAGAAUGCAGCUGCAGUGCAAAAGGCCAUUGCCCACUAUGACCAGCAGAUGAGCCAGAAGUUGAAGCUGCCCACGGAGACCCUCCUGGAGCUGAUGGACGUGCAUAGGGCCAGUGAGAAAGAAGCCAUCAAGAUCUUCAGGGAAACUUCCUUCAAAGACAUUAAUCAAGAGUUCAUAACACAAUUAGCGACCGAGUUAGAAACAAAGCAAAGGGAAUUCCUUAAGAAGAAUGAACAGGCAUCCUCAGAUCGCUGCUCAGCUCUGCUUCAGGAUAUUUUCAGUCCACUAGAAGAAGACGUGAAGCAGGGGAUUUAUUACAAACCAGGGGGAUACCAUCUUUUUAUCCAGAAGACACAGGAAUUGAAGAAAAAGUACUAUGAAGAACCUGGGAAGGGGCUUCAGGCUGAAGAAGUUCUGCAGAAAUUUUUGCGGUCCAAGGAUGAUUUGACUGAUGCAAUUCUACAGACAGACCAGACUCUGACAGAAAAGGAAAAGGAGAGUGAAGUGGAGCAUUUGAAAGCUGAAGCUAUGAUGGCUACAGCAAAAAUACAGCAGGAAAUGCAGCAUAAGGUUGAACAGUUGCUGCAACAGAAAGUGAAGAGUAAUGAGGACCACAUGAAAGAGUUGUCAGUGAAGAUGGAGGAAUUGAAACAGUCGAGGGACCAGUUGGAGGAAAAAAGGCCCAGAACAUGGAACUGAAAUAUAAGAAUGAACAGCUGCUGCAAAAGGAAAGGAGCCAGGAGGAGAAAAUCGAACAGUUGACCAAGAAGUUGGGUGAACUGCAAUGUAAGAAUGAACAGCUGCUGCAAAAGGAAAGGAGCCAGGAGGAGAAAAUCAAACAGUUGACCAAGAAGUUGGGUGAGACAAAGAAAGAUUUGGAGGAUGUGUCACAGGAACGUGAACAACUACAUGAGGACAAUAGUAAACAACUAGAAGAAAUACGUCAUUUGAAGGAAAAGUCAUGUGUCAUAAGCUAAAGGUUUAAAGAGGAGUGCCAUCCUGCCAUUGGAAGCAGAGGUGAAUAGGGUAUAAAACUGGGAAUGAGUAACUCUAGUUGAAAAAAAAUAUUUGAAGAUACUCAGUGUGAUCUUUGAAAUCCUAUUUCUCUUCAUAUAAGAUUGUGCAUCAAGGAUUCCAUUGACACCUUUACUACAAGAGAGGUACCAACAGCUCUACUCAGAAGAAAUUAACUUUUCCAGAUGAUACCAAGGAUGCCAAUGAACACAUCACAUUCUUAAAUGCUCAACCUUUCUGCAAUGGCAUGAUUUGUGGACACUGGUGAUGGAUAGCCCUAUCAACACACUCUAUUAUAAAUCAAGACAUCUGCAUCAAGAUCUGGAGUACCCAUAUGUAAUAUCUACAGAAAAAUGGAAGAAGGCAUUAGCAUGACAAGAAGUUGAAUCACAUAUCCAUGGACCAAAAAAGAAAUGUUUUAUUUCACGUAUAUUGAGACUAUAAUGGGACAUUUCCAAAUUUUAACAGCUGACACUGAUUACGUACUAACAUGAUGAAGUAAGCAUAAUGUAGAACAGUAACUUUAAAGAUGGACUUUAAAUGAUGAUGGGUAAUCUACAGAUAUCAAUGGAAUUUUAAUGAUUCAUCUGUAACCACAAACUUACACUACUCUAUUCUUAUGACUAGCAGCUGUAUUUCAGAUCCUGUUCAAAAAUAAAGAUUAUUUUCCCAUA